Molecule: messenger RNA, 1577 nt
Organism: Cajanus cajan (pigeon pea)
Lineage: Eukaryota; Viridiplantae; Streptophyta; Magnoliopsida; Fabales; Fabaceae
Source: RefSeq, a predicted model, not a curated record
AAUUGAUCACACGAUGUGUGGAACUAUAUAAUAAUUUCUCCUUUAUAUGAGGCCUAAAUUGAACACAUGCAGCGUCGACAGCCACACUUUCAAUGCCCUGAUUAUUAGUUUGUCCAUAUCUGAUAUCUCAGUUCAUAGUCAUAACCAUUUCUCACCCAAGCAAACAGUAUCAGUGUACUACUAGAGUUUUUAUCUUUUAUUUUGGCAAGUCUUCAAUCCCAAAAUAAAGCCAUACCUAUUACCUUCCUUCUUAGGCAUGCUCAUGGCUUCCUGCCUCCACUGAUGUUGCAAAAUGGUAAGAACUCCUUGCUGCAGCCAUGAGGACUUGAGAAAAGGAGCAUGGACAGUUCAAGAAGAUCAGAAACUAAUAGCUUACAUUCAGAAACAUGGCACAGGAAGCUGGCGUACCUUGCCACUCAAAGCUGGUCUUCAGAGAUGUGGAAAGAGUUGCAGGCUUAGAUGGUUUAACUACCUAAGACCCGACAUUAAGAGAGGAAAAUUAAGCGAAGAAGAAGAGCAGACAAUUAUAAAAUUUCAUGCAAUUCUUGGCAACAGGUGGUCAAGUAUUGCAAAGCACAUACCAAUGCGAACAGACAACGAAAUCAAGAACUAUUGGAACUCAUAUCUGAAAAAGAAAAUUGAAAAGAAGGUUGAUAGUUCCACAGAAUCAAAAUCCAAUGACUUGUACAUGGUUUCAUCCAAGAAAACUCCAUGCCAUAAUGAACCAAACUCCACCACACACCAAUCUCAUCAUCACACCUCAUCCAAUUCAAUGUCAUCUUCUACUCAGCUUCUCAACAAAGUUGCUAGUAAGAUUCUGGCAUCUGGGUACCUUGAAGCAAUCAAAUCAUGCCAACCUAUUGUUGCUAGUGAAAGUGUGUUCAAAACAGGAAUUGGGUUAGAAAAGGGCAAUAACAAUAUCACAGAACCCGUUGUGCCUAAUUUGGCCUCAUCAAGUCAUUCACUAACUUCUGCUAAGUUACUAAACAAGAUGGCUACUUCUCUCCCUCAUAAAGCUGAUGCAAAAGCUGUGAUUUCGAAAUUGAUGGAAAAUGGUGAAAAAGGUGAGACUAGUACUAGUGAUGGUAGCUUUAUUGGCAGUGAUCAAGUUGGAGGUGGUGGUUGUUUAAGUGCUUUAAGUUUAAGCCCUUUUGAGGAUGGACCACACAUAGGAAAAAUAAUUAAUGGCUCUCCCUCUAGUCCUACAUUAAUGUUCAAUCAAGAAACCAUUACCACACCCUCGUGCUUUUCUGAUAAUGAAGAUAAUUGGCAAUGCGUUUCAUCAAAUGUUGCUUCCUUCAGAAACUUUGAAACAAGUGGUGGUGACUGCAGUGUGUCUGAAAUCAACUUUGGUGAGUCUUCUAGCUCCACGUCGUGCUUCCUGUUUGAAGAUGCUGAUCUUCUUGGAACGUGUGAUGAUGAUAUAACCAAGUACAUUCAGUAUUUGUAGCACAAUUUGAAGGCCUUUUACUGUUUUGUAAUAAGAAAUUAUGUUCCUUGUAACUUUUUUUUCCUGUAACGGCAGUGUAAAAAUAAUAGCGAAAAAUGUAUAUAGAAUAAAGAGAAAUGCUUUCUUA